AUGAACAGCCGGUGGGCGGUCGAGAGAUGCAACGGUGUGACCGAAGCCCUGAUCGACACUGAAGCGAAGCACCGCCAGUCGCACCGAAAGGCCAGAGCUUGGCCGCCGCGCGGACUCGCUGGGCGGCCGCUGCGUGAUUGUCCGCGGUUUGAAGUCGCGGGCGCGGCCGCUCUGCCGGGUCCCCCCUUCCGCCCCCCCCAAGCGCGCACGCGCGCGCACAACCUGACGAUUGAAACCGCCCCGGCAACGGAGAAGGCGCUGGAGAACGGCAGUGAGCGGUCGAGAUGUGCAACGGUGUGA
This is a messenger RNA of Klebsormidium nitens, 300 nucleotides long. NCBI's taxonomy places the organism in Eukaryota, Viridiplantae, Streptophyta, Klebsormidiophyceae, Klebsormidiales, Klebsormidiaceae. The record is from the annotation of a GenBank genome assembly.